AAUGUUAACGUUCGCUUGUAUAGUGGUAAUAAUUUAAAUUCAUUCAAAUUGGUAUAUCGUAAUCCAAAGAUUAAGAUUGAUUUUUCUAAACAAUCUCAUAUGGUUCUAAAAAGAAGUUUAAAUAAAGAUGCUAAUGCUGCAGAAAAAUCCGCUGAGACAGCGUUAGAGGAUGGUAAUUAUCAGAAACCGAAAAAAAAGUCUCCUGCUGAUGGUGAUGAAAAGAAGAAACGAUCAGGUAUAUUUUCUCAUGUUGUGGAUAGUGCAUUGGCAACCAUAGCAGGAUUAGUAGCUAUUGGCUUUGGUGGUGUAGUUUAUCAUGCAUGGUACGAAUGGAACGAAGUUCAUAAAGUAGAACUAGCGUUUGAAAAACCUGAUCAGUUAUUAAACGGCAGAAGUAAAGAAUUCCUUACAAGAGAGAAAUUUUUAGAAACAAUUCAAAAAGUUAUAGAAGGGCGCGCUCCUGGAAAAUACCUUUUACUUGUAGGUGAACGAGGAACCGGAAAAACAAAGUUAAUUUUAAAUGCAAUGCAAAGAAUAAAUCAAUAUGGUGUUAUAUUUGCCGAAGCUCAUUCGGAUUGUGAAAUUUUUAAAGUUAGAUUAGGCAAAGCUCUAAAAUAUACUUAUAGACAAGAUUAUAUUGGACAACUUUUUGCUAUAGAAGCUCCUGAACGAGGUUCUGCUUUACUUGAUAUUGAAAAGGCUUUAAAUGUGAUAGAAGCUGUUGCCAUAAAAUUUCGCAAAAAACAUCGUCGUCCAUUAGUUCUUGUCAUAAAUCAUAUUCAAGCAUUUAAAGAUGAUGAAGAUGGUGAAAACCUGUUAGAAUUAUUACAACAACGUGCUGAAUCCUGGGCAGCUACUAAGAUUGUGACAAUGGUAUUUAACACCAAUGAUUAUUCAAUAUAUGAACGCAUGAAUGCUUAUCAAAUGGAUGUUGUAAUGGUAAGAGACUUAAAACCUGAAGAAGCGAUACGCUUAUUAAAAACAAAAAGACGACAAGAAACUGAAGCCGAAUUGAAAGAAAUUGUUGAACGAAUUGGUGGUCGUCAGUCUUAUCUCGACAAAUUAACCAAAGAACCUGACAUUUAUG
This is a messenger RNA of Racocetra fulgida, 1087 nucleotides long. The record is from the annotation of a GenBank genome assembly. NCBI's taxonomy places the organism in Eukaryota, Fungi, Glomeromycota, Glomeromycetes, Diversisporales, Gigasporaceae.